AUGCCAUCAUGGCUACCCUCGAUCCCUUACCCUCCGCCGGACCAGCCAGGCUACUGGGAUCCAGUCACAGCCACCCUGCAAUGGUGUGAAGAGGACUACUAUGCCACAUACUACUCCGCCGAGAUCAUCAAUACCCUCACCAAUAUCAUGUUUAUCUACCUUGCAUACAGAGGGGUUCAAAGCUGUAGAAAACAAGGUCAUGACACGGUCUUCGAGGUCGCAUAUUAUGGCUAUUUCCUCGUUGGCUUUGGGAGUCUCAUGUUUCACACCACAUUGAAAUAUCCCUGGCAAUUGGUCGAUGAGCUGAACAUGAUCUACACCACAUGUCUCAUGGCAUAUGCCAGUCUUUCAUACUCACGUCCAGCCAGUCACCAGAUAGCCCUCGGAGUCUUCUUGUCUCUCUUCUGUGCUGGUAUCACAGUGUAUUACCACUACCUGCAGGAUCCAGUUUUCCACCAGACAGUCUACGCAUUGCUUACGGUCUUCAUUGUCUUUCGGAGCAUAUACAGUAUGGAAUUCAGCCUCCGCCCAUCACUUAGGAAAAGUGAAGAGGAGCAUCGUAUCGAGAGGAAGCAGCAAAAUCUACCUGUGCUGAGCAAAGAAGAGCAAGAAUACGAAAACAAGCGAGACCUUGAUAUCCUGAAGGAAAUGUGGUUCUUUGUCGUGUUUGGCAUAACCGUGUUCGUUGGCGGUUUCGGCAUUUGGGCAUUGGAUAACACUUAUUGCUCGACUCUGCGUCAAUGGCGUCGAAGUAUCGGCAUGCCGUGGGGGUUUGUGCUAGAGGGACAUGGUUGGUGGCAUCUGAUGACCGGUCUCGGAGCAUAUUGCUACAUUCUUUGGGCUAUUCACCUGCGACACAUUCUCAACGGUGACCAAGAACACUUCCGCCUGGUAUGGGACAAGAUAUACCACCUGCCCGAGGUGGUCAGAGUUUCGGAACCGCCGGCAAAAGGCAACGGAAAGGUCGCCAACGGUGAUUUAAAGAAGUUGAACUGA
Messenger RNA from Exophiala viscosa, 996 nucleotides. RefSeq names its product dihydroceramidase. The record is from RefSeq and is a predicted model, not a curated record. Lineage: Eukaryota; Fungi; Ascomycota; Eurotiomycetes; Chaetothyriales; Herpotrichiellaceae. Gene Ontology annotation, biological process: ceramide biosynthetic process; ceramide catabolic process. The transcript is spliced from 3 exons. The coding region runs from base 1 to 996 and encodes 331 amino acids. Gene Ontology annotation, cellular component: endoplasmic reticulum membrane.